AUGAUAAUUGGACCGAUUAGAGCCCCACAGUGUAGUAGGUGUGGGAGACACCAUACUGGGGAGUGCUGGACAUGUUUCAAGUAUCACAAGGUUAGGCAUAUCACUCGGUAUUGCCCAGAGAAUGCUCCUCACACUUAUCAGAGGUCUACCAUUCUUGGUUGUGUGUUUUCUAUGACAAGAGAAGAGGAUGAAGUUUCCCCAAAGCUUAUCCGAGGUAUGUUUUCUUUAAGCAAUCAAUACAGUUUUGCUUUGUUUAAUUCUAAUGCUACUCACUCAUUUGUUUUCGAUGAGUAUGCAAAAAGGCUGAGUUUGCAUGUUGUUGAAAUACCUUUCAUGAUAAAUGUGUCUACACCAGUUAGUGCUUCAAUAAGAACCAGUCGAGCUUACUUGAAAGUAGAGUUGAAAUUUGGUGAAAUAGUCACAAGUAAAGAUGGUUUUAUUACCAGUGUACAGGUGACCACAGCGAAUGAUGAGAUUGCACAACUUGUAUCUGUGACUACUUCAGAGAAUCCUAAAUUCCUAUCAGCAAUACAAGUAGAGAAAUCAGUGAGAGAGGGAUGUCAAACCUUCUUAGUGUUCUGCUCAGUACAUGGAGUGUAUGAUAGUGCAUUAGACAAGAUUGGAGUUGUCAAUGAGUUUCCUGAGGUGUUUGCAAAUGAAGUGUCAGGAUUGCCACCAAAGAGAGAGAUUGAGUUCUCAAUUGAUUUAGUACCUAGUACCAAGCCAAUCUCUAAGGCUCCAUAUCGGAUAGCUCCAACAGAAUUAAAUAAGCUUAAAAAGCAGUUAGAGGAGUUAUCAGAGAAGGGGUUGAUUAGACCUAGUGUUUACCUUAGGGUUUGCCUGUUCUAUUUAUCAGGAAGAAAAAUGGCAGUAUAA
This is a messenger RNA of Prosopis cineraria, 876 nucleotides long. RefSeq lists its product as uncharacterized. The record is from RefSeq and is a predicted model, not a curated record. NCBI's taxonomy places the organism in Eukaryota, Viridiplantae, Streptophyta, Magnoliopsida, Fabales, Fabaceae. Bases 1 to 876 code for a protein of 291 amino acids. The transcript is spliced from 2 exons.